Candidula unifasciata is the source of this 221-nucleotide messenger RNA. The record is from the annotation of a GenBank genome assembly. NCBI's taxonomy places the organism in Eukaryota, Metazoa, Mollusca, Gastropoda, Stylommatophora, Geomitridae.
GCGGUGUCUUGAUUUCGUCCGAAUUUACCAGAACCUAGAGCGACCAGAGGUCAACGAAUACAGCCAUUACGAUCUUGAAUUUUGUGGAAGUUACAGUUCAAUACAAAAUACUAUCUACAGUUCUGGUCGUAGCCUUAUUUUGGAGUUCCACUCAGAUUACCGACAAGGCAAGCCUGGGAAUUACAGCGGAUUUAAAGGCGUCUUCCAUUUUUUAGAUAAAG